AUGUUUGAUGAACACGAACAAAGUCGAAUUCGAACAAUCGGAAUAUCCUCAAAUAAUGAAACAUUUUCUAUCAAUAAUAAUAAUUCGGAAACUUUUUCUUCAAUCAAAAAUUUGAUCGAUAAUUUUGUGACAUCUAAAAAAGCAAUAAUCGAUAAUAUUUGUUUGAUAAAUCCAGUCACACGACAAGCUUGGGAACUUUUGAAUAGCGAUUUGCAAAUAACAAUUCCAGAAAUUGUAUUAGGAAAAGGAACUUUUGGUGUUGUACAACAAGGAAAACUUGUGAAAAAUAGUUCAGAUGUUGCAGUAAAAAAAGCGAAUCGAGGAGAAAUGACAGAAAUAUUAUUGGGAGAAAUAUUAGAAGAAGCUAGAAUAAUGAGACACGUGGAACAUGUGAAUAUUAUCAAAAUAUAUGGUGUUGUUAUUGAAACUCUUCCAAUUAUGAUUGUUAUUGAAUUAAUUGAUGGAUGUUCGUUAUCGAAAUUAUUGAUAAAUAAGGAAAUUCCAGUUGGACAUCGAUUAUCAAUGGUUUCUGGAAUUAUGUAUGGCCUUUGGUAUGUUCAUGAUAAGAAAUAUAUUCAUCGAGAUGUUGCCGCAAGAAAUGUUUUGGUUUCAAAAGAUUUUACACAAAUUAAAUUGAUUGAUUUUGGAUUAAGCAGACGUGGACCAAUAUACAGUGUGAGUUGAAUUAGAAAUAAAUCGGUUUGUGGAAUUUUGAGAAUGGUAUUUCCGAGUUGUUUUUUUAAUUUUAAAAAAUUCAAAAAAAUGGACGCCACAAGUAAACUUUUCUUGGAUUGAAACAUGAGGUUGAAUUUUCAAAUUCAUUUCUAAACAUUUUUCAGAUUCAAUCAACUCAAAAAGUUCCAACAAAAUGGUUGUCUCCCGAAGCAUUGAUUCGUGGUAUUUUUUCGUGUAAAUCUGAUGUUUGGGCUUUUGGAAUCACAAGUGAGUUUUCUCACCAUUUUUCAAAAUACAACUACAGUAAUGUUUGCAGUUUGGGAAAUUUACAACGAUGGCGUUGAACCAUACGAAAGCAAGACGAAAUCGGAAGUUCGAACAUUUUUGUCAGAUCGACAUCUUUUUGCAGAAAAUCAAUUGAAUUUGCAAAAUACGAAAAGUGAGGAAAAACCACCUCCUGGAUGUAAGUAAAUAGAUUCUUAAACGAAAAAAACUUGAACUUUUUAGUGCAUAAAUUGUUGAAAAAUAUAUUCCGAUUCAAUGAAGAUAUUCGACCAACAAUGGCGAAAAUCGUAUCUUCUUUCGAAACUGAAAUAAUUCCACAUCUAACAGGCGCUGAUCUUGAGAACUGCAAACUUCAACAAAAUCGAGGGGGACAUUCAAAAUCACCAAUUACAACUGGACCAGUAACAAUAUCAAGUAGAAGUAGCCGAAGUGGAAGAAGAUCGAUUCCGAAAAAAACAAAAGAUAGUCGAAGUAAUCGAAGUCGAGAAAAAGAACGAAAACCAAAAACAAAAACAAAAAGUGUUAGUGUUUCGAGAAAAAAGGAUAGUGCUAGAAGAAAAGCAAAAUCAAGAUCGAAAAAAUGA
This is a messenger RNA of Caenorhabditis angaria, 1544 nucleotides long. The record is from the annotation of a GenBank genome assembly. NCBI's taxonomy places the organism in Eukaryota, Metazoa, Nematoda, Chromadorea, Rhabditida, Rhabditidae.